AGGGAGGUAACUGUGUAGACAGCGACUCACUGCAGUUGACCCGAAUACCUUGAAGAUGGAGAACAUGGUGGGAGACUGGACACUGGUGCCCGAGCUGACCACUGGUCAUGAUGAGUUUGCUGAAGCUAUAGGUAUGAGUGACGAAGAAAGGGAGAUGACUCGCAACUUUAGCUACACCUUCCAUCUGUCACGUGACGGAGACGAGUGGCGCAUGAAGAUUGACAUUGCCAAGAUGGGCACAUUACUGGACACCAAGUUCAAAACGGGCGUGCCCUUUACCUACAUGUCUCCGGAUCAGGUUACCAAGCUGACGGUUCAGACCAAGGACGGCAAGUCCAAGACACAAAAGCUGAGACACCAAUGAUGUAAUCCACAGACGCCUAUGUCCCUAAUCAACGUCUUGAGCAACGACGACGCAACGACGACACAACGCUGACUCAACGACGGUUCAACACCCAGAAUUAUCCUUGUGUUGACAAUACUGUCACCAGUAAUCACAUAUUGUGUGAUGUCUUCACCAAUAAUCACAUAUCUGAUGAUAAUUACUGAGUCUAGGUUGAUUGAUAACUAUGGUCUGUCCACAUUCAAGAUCCGAUAGCAAAUAAGUAAUGGUUGACUUAUGGAACAAGCGUUGUGGUGUUGUAGCGAGUUAAUGAGGCGUGUUGGGAGUGCCAUUGUGUCUGUAAACGCUUCAAUCUAAAUUUACAAAAGCCUAUGCUAUUUUGAAAGUCCUGAUUGGAAAAACCACGAACGACAUUUUUGAUCGUCAGAAUAGAUCAACUAAAUAUAGCAUCUUCGGCUCGGCUCUGAAAAUUAGGAUCCGGAACCUAACCAAACAUGCAAACAUAUGUUUAAUUGUAACAAAUUAUAUAUUUGGGAAACAAAUAAAGUAUACCACAAAUUCUUGUACCUUUUGGGGUUGAGUCCCGUUCGGGAUUCCAAACCACACUACCAAAGUGAGGCACCUAAUCACCAGCACACAAAGUCAGCGAUCUUACCCACUCAGUCACCGAGACUUCAGCAGAAAUGAAAGGCCGGCAACUGGUAGUCUAGAUCACGUACUUUGUGUACCCCUCUGACAAGCGUAAAUUGGCACGGCUCUCAUGGCAGAAAGCUAUAAACACACAAUGCCAUUUAGAAAGUGAACAAAUGUA
Messenger RNA from Haliotis rufescens (red abalone), 1154 nucleotides. RefSeq lists its product as uncharacterized. The coding region runs from base 56 to 364 and encodes 102 amino acids. Lineage: Eukaryota; Metazoa; Mollusca; Gastropoda; Lepetellida; Haliotidae. The transcript has 3 exons. The record is from RefSeq and is a predicted model, not a curated record.